This is a messenger RNA of Aspergillus candidus, 1190 nucleotides long. RefSeq lists its product as uncharacterized. The record is from RefSeq and is a predicted model, not a curated record. Bases 346 to 753 code for a protein of 135 amino acids. The transcript has 5 exons. Lineage: Eukaryota; Fungi; Ascomycota; Eurotiomycetes; Eurotiales; Aspergillaceae.
CGAAAGUGUCGCGAAGCAAGAGAAAACAAAAAAGGGACUUCUGCUUGAAAUACAAUAAUAAUAUUGGUAAGAAUGAUAAUCAAACCCAAAAAAAGAAACCUAUUCCAUAAGCCGUACCAAAGCGGCAGAAAAAAGAAGAAAAUAAUAAAAAAGCAUUAGGGAAAAAGUUCACGUUCCAGCAAAUCAUAGGAGAAUGAGAGCAGAAGAUGAGACAUCAAGGAUUGUGCAAGGACUAAUGUCCGCCUUCCAGGUGCUUCCCGGCGCACCGCUCAACCUUCAAACCGCCGGACGAGGAAUCGAGAUUAACAUUUCAUCGAGGUCGUACGUUCGCUCAUAGAGGGAAGGAUGUUCCGCUCAGCACAUCUCACAGCAUUCGAUGCAGUCAAAGCAGCAUUCGCAGGUCUCCUCGCAGAGGAAGCAACAGCAGAGCGUAGCCAGACAGGCACCAAGGCAUCCACGGUCCUUCUUCUGCGGGGGCGGUUGUUGCUGGUAUUGCAUCUGAGGAGGAGGAUAGCCCUGAGGCUGAGGGGGAGGGUAAUUGUAACCCUGCGGAGGAUAGCCGCCCUGGGGAGGAGGAUAACCGCCCUGAGGAGGAUAUCUAAAUAUGGAGUACGAGUUAGCGCCCUGCGCCAACGCAACGGGUGCUCGAAAAAGAGCCGCCAGUCCCCAUGUCACUCGUCUGAUCGCGGGCGCCAGAUGGAGACAAUCGCACGACAAUCGCUCCCCAAUAGGCCUGGGCUAGAUGCAGUAUGAAACAAACUCGGGCGGUCCGAGAUCCACGAUCCAAUUGCGACGUGCAUGGGGACGGUCAAGCGGGGGGGUAAUAGGAGACGGCAGGUCGGGAGGGGGGGUGUUCGCGCUGCGACACUUACGCCUGGGGAGGCGGCGGCGGUCCGUUGUAGUAUCCUUGGGAACUCAUGGUUGCGCGACGGGAUCUAAAGAAUGCCAAGUUCAAACGGGUCGAGGGAAAAUGGGAUGGAGAAUGGUGAUGGGGGGGGGAAAGGAAAAAAAAAAAAAGAGAAGGGGAGAGAGGGAAUAGGCAGCAGGAAUUCUGAAAGGGGACAAGAACCACUAGAUUAACGUGGUCCAGAAGGGAAGAGCAACACGAAUCAAUAGUCAAGAUUAAAAAUAAAACAAUGAAUGGAAGAUUAAAAAGGAAAGAGAAGGACAAGUCGGAAGGGAAAAGAGAA